UGAAAAUAUCGAUGUUUUAUUAACAGAAAGCUUUUUUUGAUAUAUGUUCGGGAUGCCAUGAUUUGAAAUUGUUUAUGUUUUAUAUUUGAAAUUAUAGCCCUUUGAUUUAGUAAAACUUCGGACUCAUCGAAGAACAAUCAUUCCAAAAUUAACUUCCGUGUCAUGAAAUAUAUAAUAGUUGAUUUUCACUAUCUCUUCGGAUAUCAAUAACUGAAACUUGAGGUUGAAGUGCGAUUGUCAACGCUCACUGUUCAAUCACAAUGGAUUUUUUUGCUGUGGGACAAAAUAGAAGAUAAAUUCUAAAGUUUGAUGAUUUUAUCACAGUUGUGAUUACAUGUGAACAUAUGCAUUGUACAUUUACAAUAAAAUAAAAGCAGCAUUAAACAGUGAGAUUUUCGAAAACGAAAAUAAAAAAUAAAACGAAAGUAGUAGAAAAAAGGAAGAUUACAUACCCAGAGGCAUAAUAAUGAGAUCAGAAUUAUUGUUGGUUUAAAAAGGAGAAAAGUGGCAAGGUACACAAAUGUAUCUAUACUUAAGGAGUGAGGGUCGCAUUGUCCGUGCUCCAAUAGUGACCCUAAAGGACUGCCUUCGGCCUACCGUGGGCCAGUAUGUGGAGGCGAGGAUCGAGCCCGCCCUCUGGUACAAGGUUCUCAUUCUCGACUCUAUCUUCAUAGACUGUGAUCACAGGGCCAUACACUGUAGCUGCGACAGUGAUGAGAAUGCGCGCGCACUUCAUUCUCUGGAACCAGCGGCGUUGACACUUGAGGUUGUGGCAGAAUUCUUUAGUGAUAAAGACAAUAUUGGAAACCCCUCCAUAUCAAGAAAUGGUUCUCAUAUCUGUAACACCAGGCCACAAUGUAUCUGAAAGGCGUCAACUACAAAGUCCGGAAACGCGCAUCUCGCCAAUCCCCUAAAUGCAGCCUUAAGGAGGAGUGACGCUAAUAUAAAAUUUUCGCCCCUCCUGCAAAUAUUCUGACAGCGGGCAUUUUGGUGAUUGUUGCAUUAUUUCAUAAACACUUAUCCAUCCAACAUACGGAAAAACGCUUAGUUCUAAUAAAACCCGUCGCUCCAAUACACUGAAAGGUGUCAUAUUCUCCAUCCAUCAUACGGAAAAGCGCUUAGUUUUAAUAAAACCCGUCGCUCUAAUACACUGAAAUGUGUCAUAUUAUCCAUUCAACAUACGGAAAAGCGCUUAGUUCUAAUAAAACCCGUCGGUCCAAUACACUGAAAAGUGUCAUAUUCGAGUAAUGCUGUUAAUUUCGCACAAACCAUCUUGUACUAAUUCAGAGAGCCACCAUUUUGAGGAUUAUUGCUCAGUUCUACAACGAACAAGUCCGCGGACUUAUGAACAGCGUUCUGCCCAUGAGGAGACAUGCUCCUGUACAUCGCACGAGGACCAGACGUCAAACGUUCGGAUGAAAUCUACCUCGAGAGGUGCUUCCUUCCCAAUAUCGGCUCCUAUUUCGAGCAUCGAGUGGAACCGGGACUCUGGUUCAAGACUCUUACGUUGGAUUCCAUCUUUGUGGACUGUACUGAACGCUCUGUGUCUUGGAUUUCUAGGGAUGACAGUGAAGCUAUAAAACUGCAUAAUGGGAUACUGGAACAAACUUUACAUGCAGUGCAAGAAGUCUUUAGAAAUAAAGACAAGUUUACGGACGAUAUGUUGGACCCAACCGUAGAUGAGCUUUUCGAGCAUGCAACAGAGCUGUUUGAAGCAAUAAAUGAAGAUAAAUUAGGCGAAAAUGUGUGCGAACAUGUUAUACGCUUACUUCACGUAUACAUACUUCCGAGGAUUAAACUGAAUAAAGAAUUCGAGACGAAUGUAAGUGAAACGCUGCAGACAAUAAAUGAAGAGGAAAAGAACAUUAUCAGUCUUAUAACCACACAAAUUAAGACAAAAGAACAGCUCAAGGCCUCGUUGAAACAAGACAGGUAUAGGUUUCUAGGAACAGAUGGGUUUUUGAAACAAAGUUAUUUAAAGACGUUGGACGAAACAUUUUUGCAAUGUCUCUAUAAACAUAUAGUAAUUGACAUAGAUACCACGGCCAAAGAAAUUGAUAAAUUUGAAAAGCAGAUAUCAGUGUUACGACUAUCAAAAGCAUCGCAUGACAUGGCUAUGGUUUCUAGGUUACACAAUCUAAGAGACAGUUCUAACUGCGUUCGAGUUCAUCAACACUUACUGAAAGUAAGGGAAGAAGUGAAAUCAGCUCUACACGUUUUUGAAACGGAAAAAGACGCGUCGUUUAACUGUGAAACUCAUCCUAGACGGUAUCGAAAAGACCACUACGACUACGUGAAAAAGAAUCAUAGUCUAAAUCUCAUUGAAAAGGAAAUAUUGGAUUUCAUGAAUACGAAAGUGAAACUGAUGAACGUGAGAGAGGCGGCAGAGCUUUUAAUUCAUGAGAUAAAAACUAUCGGCCAUUCCUAUGGGUAUACUGGUAUAAAGGGUGGACAGCUGGACGGUAAAUGUGCCACAGGUAGCCCAGACGAGUGGGAUACGCUCCAUGUCAAAGUAUGUAAACUAGUCUGGGAUACAGAAACAAGUGUUUUUCAAAAAAUGAACAGUCUCUGUGAGGAAUUCUCACGCAGCUGCGAAGAAAUCGUCUACGAAGCCAGCAAAAGGGGCAAGGUUGUAAGUCCUCAGAUGUGCAUGUCAACGUGUGCGUAUUUUAAGAAGCACAUAGACAACUUGGUUCAGACGGUGGCGGAGGAAAUAACAAAGCCGCCACACGACGCGGACUCUAUCAAGAAUUUUUAUUUGUGUUUUGAACAGCAUGUGUUUUCGAGGACGAUGCCGACAGUGAUACAUUUACACAGGUUUUGUUACUGUCAGCAAGGGACUAAGCUACUGAGCAAAAUCAACGAAAAGUACCUUCCAAUGGCGAGCGUCAGCCGAGAGUCGGUGAAAUCAGAAAUAGACGUGGAUGAUAAGGAAAGUAGCGUAACAACGCUGCACGAUGAAAAUGGACAAAUGCUUCGCUUGAUAAAACAUUUAACAAAGCUGGUAUUAGAUCUCAAUUCAACUAAUUCUCUGGCACACAAACUCAACAUGUGUAAAACAGCGGUGUGUCUGGUUAAAGAACAAAUUCAAGACGAAGAUUUUACAAUAUCCGAGUUGUGUCCUGGGGAUUUUUUAGGCAGCCUGUUGACUCUUUUGCGACACUUAGAACCGAACGUUGUGUGUUCACUUUAUGUGCAACUGCAUCUUCUUGAAAAUCUGUGUCCCGACUGCUUGAAGGGAACGUCACACUAUAUCGCCAUGGUUACGCUUACCGAGGCCGUUAAGUCUUUACUGGAUAUAUAACCCUGCAUUAUAAUUGUCAAGCUAGCUGAUACAAUUUCUUAUAGAUAUGUAACAAUGUCUAUAUAUGAGUCGCGUUCUGGGAAAUCUGGGCUUAAUGCAGUGUCGUCCCAGAUAAGGCUGUGCAGUCCGCUUUUAUGGAAGUCUUCGGUCAAAGGAAGUCUCUUCUAGAUGAACAUCUAAUAUUGGCGAAAAGUGUCGCACCCGAUAAGCCUGUUUGGACUGCAUCGGUCUAUCUAGAACACUUUACGUACACGCAGUAAGCCCAGUUUUCGCAAAAAGAGGCUCAUUUGGUGCUUGUCAAAGUUUUAUGCCCCCAGAUCGAAUGAUCGGGGGUAUAUUGUUUUAGCCUGUCUGCCUGUCUGUCAUUGUAGGUGUGUCCCAAAACUUUAACCAUGGCCAUAAAUGUUGCAAUAUUGAAGAUAGCAACUUGAUAUUUGACAUGCAUGUGUAUCUCACGGAGCUGCACAUUUUGAGUGGUGAAAGGUCAAGGUCAUCCUUCAAGGUCAAAUCUAUGGCUUCAAAGCUCAGUAGGGGCAUUAUGUUUCACAAACACAGUGCUUGUUUUCAUAUUAACUUGAUCGUCAUGGGUGAGCGGGAGCGGAGGUCUGAUGGUGGCGACAUUACAUAGCUAACCGCUACAUUAAUAUUAAAACAUCAUUUGAUGAAAUCAUUGCCAAAAUUUGUGUUCACUUAUUUAUUUUCAAAGAGAUAAUAUUUGCGCUUUGUAUCCAUUUAGAAAAAUCCUCUAUUUGAACAGUAGAACUUAAUUAGAACCUAUUUUUAUUGAUAAACAUGAAUCGUACUUAUUAACAAGCAAGCAAUAAAGUUUGUUGAAUAUGUCAUACCGCUCGCUUUUUAUCAAAUUAAUAAAAUCUUACAUACGUUGAAUUAAAUUACACUACAUAAACUAAUAUUUAAGAAGCCUCUUAACUGAAAUUAAACAAUUGUUUGUCAUGUUGUCCCAGUACUAAGUUCUUUAGAUUAAAAAGUUUUUUUACUAUACAUGUACCGCCAUGAUAUAAGAAAAAUGUUUGCCUAGUGUAAAAAUAUUUUGUACAAAAAAAUAAGUUGACUUUGAAUGUUCAAAAGCGAAUCUUUCAAACCACAAUUUCCCAAAAUUGGCCUUAUUUUUGACAGUGUUUUUAAAAACAUAAAUGAAUUCCUCGAUCGUCCUUGUAUUCCUGUUUAAAUGAUAUUUAAACAAAUAUAAAAACUGGAAAACAGCAUAUUAGUGGUUUAGUUGUUUUAUUAAAUAAUUUACAUUUUUUGUAUCACAUAUCAUGGUAAAUACUAGAAUAUUAUACAUAAAUAAAGUAAACAGCACAACAUGGAACCUUUUUUGCAUAAGACUAUAAACACUGCAAGUAUUUACAUGUAAGAUAAUUUCUAUUUUCAAGUUUAUUGAUGUUUUCCAAUGUAGAAACAUAAAACCAUGAAACACAUUAGGUCUCAAUAAGAUAAAGUUAUCUUUUUUAACCUGUACUCUAUCAGUUUUUCAUCUUUCUUGUAUCGCUAUAGUACUACUAGUUAUCAGCAUGAAUGAACCAGGUAACACAUUUAUUUCCUUCUUCCACCAGAUUAGACGAGCAUUGAAUUUAAAGCUCUUCAACACCAACACAAUAUUUCCUCAACUUGGUUUUAUCAGCCAUACCAAACUGGACUUGACAUAAGAUUGGUUUCACAUCUAAUCUAAAAAAAAAUGAAUUGCAAAAAAUAAUUCCCCCCCCCCCC
Dreissena polymorpha is the source of this 5035-nucleotide messenger RNA. RefSeq lists its product as uncharacterized. The coding region runs from base 1373 to 3304 and encodes 643 amino acids. Lineage: Eukaryota; Metazoa; Mollusca; Bivalvia; Myida; Dreissenidae. The transcript is spliced from 3 exons. The record is from RefSeq and is a predicted model, not a curated record.